Messenger RNA from Osmia lignaria (orchard mason bee), 1941 nucleotides. The record is from RefSeq and is a predicted model, not a curated record. NCBI's taxonomy places the organism in Eukaryota, Metazoa, Arthropoda, Insecta, Hymenoptera, Megachilidae.
UUACUAUCUUCUCCUCCUGUUGCUGCAUCUCAUCAGCAGAAGUUAUUGAAAAAGCUAAACACCUAGAAAAAAUUUUUAACAAUAUCUUUUUAAAUAAUAAUAAUAGCAAUAGUAAUAAUUAUAAUAAUGGAAUUCACGAACCUGAAAAUUCUGUCAUUCACUGUGCGCCAUAUUUCUUCAGUCUCUUUAAAUUUUGAAACAAUUGAAAAGCGCGGCGACAAAUUCGCGGGAACAUGACGUCACGAUAUCUUUAGUUGCAUAUGUCAAAAUCAAUGAUACAAGGUAUGCAUGUAGAGAAGCGACAUCAACGCCGCCUGGAUUUUCUGCGCCGAGUUAAAAUUUGCAUCAAAUUCACAAGAGCGAAGCUUGGUGAGCCUGGAAGGGCCUGGGGCAUGGAUGGAGUUUACAUAUAUAAUACUGAUACAAUAUACAUACAAUGUGCAAAAUAAAUUUGUGAUGUUCAAACGAAACUUUUUAUUUCAUUAUAUAUUAUAAUUAAAUAUUUAAAAACACUUCUAUUUAUUUAAUAUUGUGAAUGUUGUAUAUCGUUGAAUAUUAAGUGAUGAAAACAGAGCAGUUAGGAAGUUCAUCUGAGGAUGAUGAUGUGUAUUUGAAUGCUGUAGCAGUAUUAAAAGCUCUGAAGAAGAAGCAAACAUUACCACAUGGCAGUCAACAGACUGAGGAAAAAGUAGAAGAGAAACCAGAAGAAUUGAAGAUUCAAAUACCACAAAAAAAUGUAAAAGAACAAAGGCCAAAGAGGAAAACAAGCGGUAGAAGGAAAACUGCUGGUACUAGCUCAUCAAGGCAGAAACAAGGAACUUCAGCUGAUCAAGAUUCAGAUUUGGAAAUUGUUUCUGUAGAAGAAAAAUCAAAUCCAACAGCAGCAGGUGAUGAAAUUGAUAUAUUAAUAGUAGAAAAUUGUGUAGAUGAAACUUCAAAUCCUGCUGGGGAUGAGAACUAUGAUCUGUCUGUAAAAAUUCUCUGGCGAUCAAGAAACGUGCAUCGCCUGAACAUUCGUAAAAAUGAAAACUUCCAUAAAAUAUUCGAGUAUUUUGCUGAUUUAGAAAAGGUAUCAAUAGAUGAGAUUUUAAUAACAAAGAAGGAUAAAAUUAUUAAAAAGAGUGAUACUCCGGCUUCUAUUAAUUUAUCUGUGAUAGACAUACUUGAAGGAGGUAUUGUCAAGAAAGACAGUACUACACCUCAAAAUUAUGAAGAGAAUGAUGAGAACACUUGUGUUAUAAAAGUACAAACAACAACAAAGAAAACCAUAACCGUAUCCGUUAAACGAGAUGAAAAUUUCCAAGUUCUUUCUGUAAAAUGUGCUCAAGCUUUAGACGUCGAGGAAUCAAAAAUUAAAUUAUAUUUUGAUGGAGAAUUAAUUACAUUAACAGAUACUCCCGAUUCACUGGAAAUAGAAGAUGAAGCAUGUUUCGAUCUCAAAUUAGCUUCGUAGAAGAUGGUAGUUCCCUAGUUUCCUGUGCUUCUACGAUUCUACUAUUAACUAUAUUGCCUUGUGCAUCAGUUUCGUCAAUGGAUAUUAAAAUAUUCGAAAGCACAGGUAAAGAUUUUCUUUCGUCUGGUUCCUCCGCUGAUUUCUCCGUACUUCCUUUAUCUACAUUUUCUUCUUCACCCACAUCUUCAUAAAUCUAAAAUAGUAAAAAUUAUAUUUCAUAUUUCCAUUAGUUAUAGUUCAAAUUUUAUCUUAAAUAAUGAUACUACCUCCACUUGUGGUACACUAGCAUUCUCAUUUAACUUAAUUUUAAAUUUUUUAUUUUGGUUUUUUAAAUUUCCAAUUGAAGAAUCAUUCUCUUCUUCAAUAGCUUCAUAUCUAACUUUCUGCAAUCUGUAGCAACCAUCUUCUUCAUGAGUGUACUGAAAUCUUGUAUGACCGCUAGGUAAUUGUAAUCUAUGCGCUUCGAUUAAAUGCCUCGUUAAUCUAUA